Stegastes partitus (bicolor damselfish) is the source of this 5338-nucleotide messenger RNA. RefSeq names its product KIAA0947-like (H. sapiens) (gene ice1). The transcript has 20 exons. Bases 130 to 4728 code for a protein of 1532 amino acids. The record is from RefSeq and is a predicted model, not a curated record. NCBI's taxonomy places the organism in Eukaryota, Metazoa, Chordata, Actinopteri, Pomacentridae.
GAGACGCGAAAAUGUGAAGUUGUUUUGAACUUGCCCGGAAUUUGUGACACUGAGACAUGGUGGUCUCUGUAUAUGAUAUAAAAUAACAGCCGCGUUGGGGUUUUUUUUUUCGGUGGACGUGGUCUUACCAUGAUGCCAGGAGACAGUCAGUCCAAAACGGUUGCAAUUGCCGCGGACGCGACGAUUGGAAACUGUCAAAACUGUUCUGUUUUGCACCAGAGCCUGACAGAGUAUGUGUCGUCAUUUCUGGCACUGAAACAGAAGAUCGCUGUUUCGGAUGACACAAUCAGGCUUCAACAGCAGCUGGAAGAGCUGCAGAUCCGGUUGGUUACUCUGGAGAAAAAGACAGUGGAUUAUGAAUCUGUGCAAGCAGAGCUGGAGGAAAAGAGGGGUGCUCUUAAGGCCUAUGGACAUCUAUCUGAAGAGAUGGAAAAACUGAAACAGGAAAACAAUAAGACAACGGCAGAGAAUGAAAAGCUUGAAGACCAGCUAAAAUAUGUGAAAGACUUGACAGAAACACAGUCACUUGAAAAUGCUCAGCUGAAGAGGGAAAAGGCAGUUGUGGAAAACGAUCUGCUGAACACCCAAACAUCUUUGAGGAAAUCCCAGGCACAAGCAGAUCAGGUUGAAAAGCUGAUGGAGGAGAAUGCCAACCUGACAAGCAUAAAGGACAACCUUGAAAAUAAAGUUAGACUGCUCGAAGACUCAGUUUGCAAACAGAAUCAUCAAAUCUCUCAACUGACCAAAGAGAAAAUCUUGCUCGAGAGAAAUAUUAAUGACCUCCAGGUGAGACUGAUGAGGCUGGAAAGAGAAAGGAGUAAAGACUAUAGGAACGCAGCAACUCAAGCAAGUGCGCCUGCAGAGCCUAAAGUUGAUAAAGACAAGGUGCGGAUGCUGCUAGAAAAUUUAUGGACAUGUGUGGAGCCAGAGCAGGAACAGUCAGCAAACCUGUUGCACCUUCCAGAGUCCAGUUGCAAGCAAGUUCUUCCCUCCUCUCCACAAAAAAGACUGAAAUCGCGUAUGAGUAAAACGUCCCCUUCUGCUUCUCACAAGCUCAGCGGUUCCCACAGUUACCACAUACAGCCAAAACCCACUUGCACAGCGUUGACACCAUUUCCGGCCAUCAAACCCCAAGAACCUCUUCAGCGCUCAAGUGGCAAGAAGCAAACAGACAGUUCGAAAAAGGGCAAGCGGUCAUCUAAACAAUCCAAAACAGAUGAUUCAUCUACUGGCACAGGCAGCUGUGAAUUAUCUGUUGAAGAGAUACUGGAAUUGUUUAAACCCAUGCCUCCCUGCAUAUCACCACUAUCAGAUUUGGACACCGAGAUGCGAUCUGUUGAGGAUGAUGGAGAAAAGGAAAAUCAUCCUGAACCCUCUGAGGAUUCUCCUGUUAUCCAAGAAGAGUCCUUACACAUCACGUCACUGUCGAGCCAAAAAAGUCCAAACUCUUCUGUACUUGGGACUGAGAAGAAUGUGGACUUGCCAGUGGUCAUAACACAGGACAUGGGACAUAUGUCUACAGAAGUAGACUCCAAAGGCUUGACACAAAGUGGAUUAACCGAAAUCACUAAGAUUAAGAACAAAUCCAGUGCAGAUAAUGGAAAAAUGCAUCUUCAAGAAGAUAUGCUAACUGAGCAGGAGUCAGCAUCUGAGCAUUUAACAUCAUCGUCGUCUUCUUCUUCUUCUUCUUCUUUUUCUUUUUCUUCUUCUUCUUCUUCUUCUUCUUCUUCUUCUACUUCUUCUUCUUCUUCUUCAGUUAUGACAGUUUUGGUUGAAGCUGUCUCAUUAACUACUGAAAGUCCAGAAGAGGUAAACGAACAUCAGGAGACUACUACAAAGAUGGAUGUUGACACAAAUCCUACUGAUGCUACUGAUGCCAAAAGAGUCAUUCCUGAUGGUGUAGAGUCACCCAUAGGAAAAGAUGCUGCUGUGAUCUCAGAAGAAGGAGGAGGAGAUAUACAGCCUGUUACUUCCUCAACAUUAGUUGAAUCUGUGAAAGAUGCCAAGAUUGUAAAUACUGAAAAUGGCUCAGAAGUUGAGAAAAGUGCUCAGGGUUCUUGUUGUUUAGGACAAGGCAGUCAGGCUGCGACUGCAUUUAAACUCCAGGAGAACACGGUGUCUCUCUGCAAGGACUCAGAAAUGCAAGAAAGUACCCAAUGUUCAUCAAGUAGCAGUAACGGCAACAACAGUGUAUCCAAUAUGACCCAUGAAGAGCGGCUCGAAGUUGAUGCACCCAUCGAGCUUCUUAGAAAGGAGGAUGGAAACGCAGCGCAAGAAACACAAGGAGUUGAUGGAACAGCUUCACCUUCAAAGGCAAAUGGUGAUCAAAAACCUCUGCCUCCUGAGAAGUCUCCAGUGUUGAAGAAAGAGGAUGACGGGUCACAAGCUGACCAGGAAUAUCUUCAAGCAAAUUGUGACACUCCUUCAAAAAUGGAUGUUGACAUAGAGAGAAUGAACGGCAAAAUAAUGGCAGAUAGCAGCCGAUCCCUUUCGGACUCCCAAGAAACAAAUACUGUCAGCAGUAAAGCUUUGACAGAAAAUACACAUUCUGUUUGCAGGCAGUUGAGUCCUACGUGUCUGCUACCGACUGUAAAACUGCAGACUUUGGAAACUCCCCCAGAGCCAAGAAAAUUGAAUUUUGAUGUAAAUACAGAACAGAUUUCAAUGAACAAAAAAGCUCUUGUUUCCAAUUUAGAGGAAAAAGACAUCUCUGAAAAGGCCAUUGUAAGCGACUUCCCUCAAGACAGAAUAGACUCAGGUAACACUACCUCAUUAAAUCAGCAGGCUGCUGCCACAAAAGGACAAGAGAAAUGUUCUGAGCCUUGCACAGAAGUGUGUGAAAAACAAAGUCCACAUACGGUCAAAGAGGCAAAAUCUACCUCGCCGUCAAGUUCAACUACAAGUCAAACCCCAGAGUGUAUAGGUAAUGUUCGCUCUGAAAUGGGUCCUCCACUUCCUCCUGUUCUGACCCCUCUGAAGACACCUCCCAAGCCAGUCAAAUCAAUCAGCCCAAGGCAGGCUAUCGGGAAAAUCUUAUUUCCCUCACCCAUGGAUAGAUUGGCUUCACCGACCACUCCUGUCCAGUCCCACAGCAGCCAGAAGUUGAGUUCUUCAUCCCUAAACAGCCCAGUCCCUCCAAAUGGAGUCCCCUCAUCACCACUUCAGUUUGGCUCUGCCACUCCAAAACACGCCGUUCCAGUCCCUGGUCGUCUGCCUUUAACAGCAAUGAAUUCUUCCCCGUCAUCUUCUACCAGUCCAUCUCAGGAGAACUCCAUGAGGAUUCUUGACACCAUGUAUCCAGAACUCUCUGCCCGUGCCCGGACUCUGAGCAUUCUCAGAGGCAAUGUCAAUCUCAGCAUUUGUUCAUCAGAGAGCGGAACAUUACCCACAACGACUGACAGUCAGAAGUCCAGCUUUACAACCAUCAACUCCACUUCAACGGCCUUCACAAAGACUGAGACGCGGGGAGAAAAAAGACCAGCCGAAGGUUUGUCUCAGCUGAAGAGCAGCAAAUGUCUCAGGCUCGACAGCAGCUCUCCUGGUGUUACUCGCAAGCAGGUACUGUCCUUCUCAAACGGUGGACAGGAGACCACCUCGCCGACCGUGAGGCUCGAACAGCUCAGAAAUGCGACACCAUCUCCAUCCAUGAAACUUGGAGAACCUGCAGAGCAAAAUCUUAUCGUUAACUGUUUCAAGAAAAUCGAACACCAGUGCUUUGAUCUGCUGCCGGUGCUCCAGAGCCACCUGUAUGUUGGAAACAUGCCCAAAAAGCCCGUCCUGAGGGAUGAGGAGAAGGAGGUCAUCUCUGAGAUUUGCCAAAGCGGCUUGUUCAGUGCAGAUGACAUGAUUUUGGCCAUCAUGAAAAAACUGAAAGCUGAAAAGAAUGACCUAAGCAGAAACUACAUACAGGCCCUCUGCAGAGUCUACACGGGGAUCUGCAGGCAGAAGAGAUACCAGGACAAGGUUCACAUCCUGGCCUACAGCAUUCUCAUGGAAGAUUACCCAGAUUCAGCCAAGCUGGUGUUGUUUAUGGUGACAACGUGGCCGACGGUUUUCUCACAGAGCGCUCUGUGCCAAGCCAUUCAUACCGUCACCAAACUGAAAGCAGAAGGAGGGCUUCUCAGCUGCCUUUCAGCAUUCCUUGGCUGGGAAAAGAGUCCUCCUUGUGACAUUGACCAGCUGAUCUCCAGAACACUGUCUGAGAUCCGGUCAGGGUCAAAUCUGUCUUUCACAAAACACAGUCGGUACGGGGAUGACCUGGCAGCUGCGGCUUGGGAACACGUCUUCACACUGCACCUUCUGUGUUCGCACAAGAAGUGGAAGUGGACCUAUGAAAAUGUACUGGGCAAGGAGUUGUGGCCAUUAAUGAAUUCUUGGGUAACACAGCCAAGAAGUCAACAAGAACCUGUCUCUGAUGUGACUGUCGCCACUGUGCUCCGACUCAUAGGACGUCUUGGUCAAGUGGGACUUAAAGAGAGGUGUGUUUCAUCUGUGUUGACUGUUGCCAGCGUCAUCAACACAUUUGGUCAGCAGGGACAGGUGGAAGGCCUGCCAUGGGAGGUCCAGCUAGCAGCUAUCUACUGCAUCUACGAGCUCUCCCCCUGCAACCCCAAAGAAGCCCUGACUGCCCUGGCAGGGUGGAGAGGAGACACAUCUAACAGCGUCCCUCCUGCUGUCACCAGCUGCAUUAACCAGUUAGCCUCCAUUUGUAGGCAGGUCAAGAGCUAGAAAUGUGCACAUCUACAUGCACCAGCAUGUACUGAUUUUAACUAAAAGACAAGUACGUUAAUGCUGACUUUUAACUUGUAGACUUGCAGCCUGUAAUAGAGUUGUUCACCAUUUGCGUUCUCAAAUAAAUGCAAAUAAGUUUGUGCUCAGUAAGGCAGGGUGUUUAGAGGUUCAUUUUAAGCCUUAAAUUCAACUAAAUGGUUACAGAUCACGUCAGACUUCAUAAAUGUCUGCUUUUUGUGGUUUUAUGUGCACGUCCGUUCAAAAAUGUCAUAUAAAUGUAAAUGUUGUCCAGUUUUGCAACAAACGUUACCUCAAGUUUUAAUGGGAAAAAAAAAAAUUAAGUUUCCUAAAACUGUAGUCCACCACACCCUGGAACAUUUGGACAAGCAUGAUCUCCUGCCUUUCUGCUAUUCUCAGGUAAUGCUGUAAAAUAUUGUAAACCAUGUACACGUGUUAGUGCUGCUGUAAAUAUGUGGUGUCGAUGUUUGCGUUCAUCAAAAAUAAGCUGCCAAAUGUUUGGUUGUAAAUGUUUUGUACAGUUUGAAAUUUCAGAGGUUCUAGACUUUUUUUUUUUUUUCUAAUUAAAAUGUGCACAUGUUGAGCCAGA